This is a messenger RNA of Trypanosoma cruzi, 837 nucleotides long. RefSeq lists its product as uncharacterized. Lineage: Eukaryota; Euglenozoa; Kinetoplastea; Trypanosomatida; Trypanosomatidae. The transcript has a single exon. The coding region runs from base 1 to 837 and encodes 278 amino acids. The record is from RefSeq and is a predicted model, not a curated record. Gene Ontology annotation, cellular component: membrane.
AUGCAUUCGGUGCCUGCGUACAAUGCGUACUACUGGGUGGAGAGCCACGACAGCGGCUGCCUGCGUUUCUUUCGUGCGCUGCUGAUGGGGAUGAAUAUAUUACUGACAGCCGGAGCUGUUGCAGGCCUUGCCGUUGGUUUACUGGAGCGCAGCACAAUGGAGAAAACAUUGAAAAACUUAUGCCAGUCCUGUCAAGCAAUUUUCAUUGCGUACAUUUCCGUUUUCAGUGGACUUCUUCUCUUUUCACUUCUCGGCUUCUUUGCACUUUGCACCCGUAACACUUUAUUGCGUGUGUUGUAUUUUAUUUAUCUUUUUGUGGUGUUUUUGGGUGCCUUCAGCAGCUCCAUUGCGUACGUUCUUGUCAGCACGGAUCGAGUGAACCUGCAGACGGGUUGGGAUAAAUCUGCCGUGAGUAAUGCGGAGGGGAUGUGUUCACUGGAGUUGCAGUUUCACUGUUCUGGCUGGAAGGAGCUUUGCAACACCUCAAAUAUGGAGUUUAUGAACCCCUUGAUCCGAAAAAGAAAACAGUUGUCAUUGGGAGAAGGGGCAUUGAGGGAUGUAAAUACGGCUGAGAUGUUGUCUCAUACUUCGAAUAACAACUCUGAUUCUAAAAUCAUCUGCCCAACCUGCAGUGAGGAGGAUCAAAAGGAAAUCAAUGGAUACAACGUGACAUGUGAAUCCGUUGUGAUGGGGACAAUCAAAGAACAUUUGAAGGAAGUACUACCGAUUGGGCUAUCCAUCACAACUAUUGCUCUUCUUGGAAUGAUCGUGACAUGUCUAAUACAACAUGAAACAAAUUACGAAACAUAUUACGGCGGCCGUUACUACCGUGUGUAA